AUGGCGCCUUGCGUCAAUUCACCUCCCACACCCGCAACGAAUAAAGCUUUGGCAACGUUCGACAUCCUUGGGGUCAUCUUCGAAGCCUGCCUCGCCUUGGAUAUCUCCAUCACAUGGCAGAACGACGUUCGGCAAAAGAUGGCUCUUGGAGCGGUGUGCGGGUGUUGGAAACUCGCCUUGGAGUCUAUUGCCACCUUAUGGUCGCACAUAAUUCUGGUCCCGCGAAUGCCUCAGUACUACAUCAACAAGGUUUUUUGGCUUGCCCGGGCAGCUCCGAAACGAUUGCGCAUCGACCUUGACCUGGACUCGGAAUUGGAUAUCAUGUUUUUGUCUUCGAUUGCCGCUCUGCUGGGUGCCAAAGCGGAGACAGUCACACAUAUCUCCCUGCAGUAUUGCUCCCACUCCGCCUGGGACAUCUUUGUUGACCACUUAUUGGCCGUCAAACCUCAACCAACCUUCGCCUCGCUCGAGGAAUUCUCCGCCACUCCGAUCUCUUUGGGUGAAUGUGAAUUUGACAUCGAGCCCCCUCCGUUGUUGGGUCUUGCCGUUGGAUUUUGCCAUCUCAAUGAGUCAUCUCCUCGCCCAUUUUUAGUUGCCCCUCAUAUCACAUCAUUGGCCUUGACACAUGUCAAUGGCCCCGUCGCUUCCGAUUUUGCUAUGGACCUACUCGACUGCCUUCGCCAGACUCCCAGCCUCGAAACCCUUGCUCUCGAUAUCAAUGAGCCCCUCGUUGCCAAGUCUACUUCCCACCAUCCAAUCAUUCUUCUUCGCCUGAACCACUUGACAUUUCUUUGCAACACGCUCUACCCUCACGCUUGCGGAUCGUUGAUCUCCCCGAUGUACACCCCGCAACUACGGGCCCUUUCAUUGCGACUUGCUAGCGUGCACAAUACGGACGACUUUCUCUCGCUAAAUAAAACUCGCCUUCAUAGCGUCACUUUCUUGCGUCUAAUUGGGGAUAUUUCCGCAUAUAUGGAGUUUAUUGGCGGUCAAGUAAGGCUUUUGCCUUCCUUGAUGGGGACUCGACUCCGACAUUUGGAUCUCCUUGAUCUGGGGAUCCAGGUUUUGGUUGGCGACCAAUUUGUCGAAAUUCUUGCACACGCCCUUUCCUUUCAGGCCAUUCGCCUUAUAGUCAUACGGCAGUUGAAUUUGCCGCAACGGCCGGACCAGAUUGGCAUCCUGUGGUCCUUGCUCAAACCUGCUUCAAUCGAUGCCCCAACAAAAAUCAUUGUCAUGGAACACGUUCUGUGCCAAGGCCUGGCGGAUGAGGAACAUUCGGCUUGCGCUUCCAUGUGGUCUUGGGAACAUGGACUUCGCUCAACAUGGCGAGCCAGCCACUCCAAGCUUUCCUAA
Messenger RNA from Mycena indigotica, 1353 nucleotides. RefSeq lists its product as uncharacterized. The transcript has a single exon. Bases 1 to 1353 code for a protein of 450 amino acids. Lineage: Eukaryota; Fungi; Basidiomycota; Agaricomycetes; Agaricales; Mycenaceae. The record is from RefSeq and is a predicted model, not a curated record.